Penicillium malachiteum is the source of this 471-nucleotide messenger RNA. RefSeq names its product E2 ubiquitin-conjugating protein UBC7. The transcript is spliced from 2 exons. The coding region runs from base 1 to 471 and encodes 156 amino acids. The record is from RefSeq and is a predicted model, not a curated record. Lineage: Eukaryota; Fungi; Ascomycota; Eurotiomycetes; Eurotiales; Aspergillaceae. Gene Ontology annotation, cellular component: cytosol; endoplasmic reticulum.
AUGAAUACAAGAACCUCUCCACCAACCCCCCCAGAGGGUAUCACCGCAGGUCCGGUCUCUGAAGAUGACAUGUUCUACUGGGAAGCGUUGAUUCAAGGUCUGGAGGGAACUCCGUUCGAGGGCGGCGUAUUCGCUGCUGAGCUUAAGUUCCCCAAGGAUUACCCUCUCAGUCCACCAACCAUGAAAUUUGUCGGUGGUGGAGUUUGGCAUCCCAAUGUUUACCCCAACGGCACAGUAUGCAUCUCCAUUCUGCACCCUCCCGGUGAUGAUCCCAACCACUACGAACAUGCCUCAGAGCGCUGGUCGCCUAUCCAGAGCGUGGAGAAGAUUCUCAUAUCCGUUAUGAGUAUGCUCGCAGAGCCGAACGAUGAGAGUCCCGCUAAUGUGGAGGCGGCCAAGAUGUGGCGUGAGCGAAGACCGGAGUAUGAGCAGAAGGUUCGUGAUGAGGUGCGUAAGGGUUUGGGGCUGUAA